AAACCCAGAGGAGGUGACAGUAAUUUCAGAGCCUUCUUCUUCUCCUAACCAUUUCCCUCUUGCUCCUCUCAUCCCAUCUUAAGCUGCAUUGGAUAUACAUUUCCUAGGCUCCGCCGAGUUCACACUUUCCAUAUCGAUGGCGAUUUCUGGGUCUGAACCUUUUGCCAUUGCUUUGAAAUCAAGUGCACUCCUGGAUUCUGUUGACUCCCUCUGAGCUUUCCUUCAAGAUGGCCACAAAUGAUCGCCGUUUUGUAGAAUGGAAGGAGCAGUUUAUUUCGCAGGAGCGUGGCAAUCGUGUUGUCCACUAUUACCUGAAGGAUUCUGCUGGGGAUUCCACACUUGCAGUUGUGGGCACUGAGAGGAGCCUGAGACACAUGUUCUAUGUUGUUGCUGAGGAGUUUCUAGAAGUUUGCGGGAAGGAGGGUACCAUCCAUGCUGGUUUCAAAUGGAGGUCGAGAAGAGAGGUUGUGGACUGGUUGACAUCAAUGCUAUCAAAGCAGCAUCAACUGGGGGACAAGAGCGUGUCGCCAAGUCAUAACUUGGCACAAGCUCAUGACACCACAACUAGCAGUCUCAAAGAAUUUAUUGAUCUGCAUGCACAGAUAUCUGAUGACAAGGGCCUUCUGAUGAGCAGCUUCAAAGGACACAAUUCUGACAUUGUUUGGUCAGGAAUUGCCUGGACAUGUGGCAAACAGCUUAAACAUUAUCCUGCUUUUUACAGGAAUGGGAUCAAAAUAGCAAUUCAAUCUUUCGUUUUUGUGAUGGCAACGGGAGAAAAUCAUUAUAUUGCAUAUUUGGAGGACAUGUACGAAGACAGGAGGGGUCAGAAAAAGGUUAAAGUGAGGUGGUUUCACCAUAAUCAAGAAGUCAAGGGUGUAGUUCCAGUGAGAAAUCCUCACCCUCAAGAAGUUUUUAUCACAUCAUAUUCUCAGGUAAUUAGUGCUGAGUGUGUUGAUGGCCCUGCCACAGUCUUAACUCGGGAGCAUUACGAUAAACUCUUGCCUUCUUUUUCUCUUGCCUCAUCAAAUAGAAUCCAUUUGUGCUUUAGGCAAUUCAGAAACAACAAAGUAAAGCCCUUUGACUUGAGUAAAUUGCGAGGCUACCAUGAUCAACCAAUUCUCUCUUGCUUGAACCUUGAUUCCUUCCAAAACCCUUCAUGUAAUAAGCUUGCCGAAGAAGAUGAGGAGCUGAGCCAAGGUGAUGAUGUAAGGCCAGGAGGUAAGGGGAGCAAGAGGAGUAGAGGAUCUUUUCAGCGCUUGAUCGAUCACCAGGGAGUUAGGAAAUUAAGUAGGAGUCAACAAACGAUGGUGUACAAAACCAUUGAGAAUGUAGAUUACACUAGGCCAAAUAGGAGAUUGCUUUCCCAGAAACAGGUUGAUCAUCAGCCCUGGUAUAACUCCAAAUACAAGGUUGAUGACAAGAUAGAGUUACUCUGUCAAGACAGUGGCAUCAGAGGCUGCUGGUUCAGGUGUACAGUUGUGCACGUAUCCCAGAAACAGAUAAAAGUCCAGUACGAUGAUGUGCAGGAUGAAGAUGGAGGCGGCAAUCUUGAGGAAUGGAUCCCUGCUUUCAAACUUGCCAUGCCUGAUAAACUUGGGAUGAGACAUUCAGGCCGGCCCACCAUCAGGCCGGCCCCAACUGAUGAGGCGCAACAAGAACUGGCUGUUGAGACUGGGACUGCAGUAGAUGCAUGGUGGAGUGAUGGUUGGUGGGAGGGGGUUGUAAGUGGAAUUGAUAACUUUGAUGAUGAUAAUGUACAAGUUUACUUUCCCGGUGAAGGUCUGUUAAGGACAGUGUGCAAGAAGGAUCUAAGAGUGUCAAGAGAUUGGCUGGGGGAUCGAUGGGUUGAUAUUGAGCCAAAGCCUAAUGUAGCCUCUACCAUAUCUGCUGUCAACAGCUCAAGCACAAAGUUUUCGGUGCCCCCAUCUACCACUAAAGAUGUUGACUCUUCUGGGGUUGUUAUUUCAUGUCAAGAUGUUCCUGGUAUCGAGAAGUCUAAUGAACUAAAUGAUGCUGCUGAAGACGCGAAUCGGGCUAUUGAUAACAAGCCCCCUUCACAAGAAGAGACAAGUGUUGAAGUUGUUGAGACUGAGCAACAUGGAAGUUGCGAUAACGAAGAUAACCAUGAUGAUGACAAAGACAAUAAGGAAGAGAAUGAUGGCGAUGAUAAUGAUGCGAGGGAUAUGGAGGUGCUUGGGACUUCUGGAGAGGACUCCAAAGUCAUGGAACCCAUGGAAGUGGCUGUUUAAACAUUCUUUCUGGAGAGUUCAUGCAGAAACUUGUGAUGGUGCUGACAUCUCGGAGCGUUGCCAUCAAUUCAUGUUUAGGUGUAAUUCUAGUCAAUUAGAAUGUAAAUAGUUACACCGGUAUGUGGACAAUCUGAUUCCUUCUUUUGCUUCUUUAGUUGCCUACAUAGAUGAUGUACAGUGUUGAGAGUAGCCCCUUUUAUUCUCUUUCCAUUUUUCAGAGGGAUUGUAUCGGAAAUUAGAUUUUUCCCCCUUCUUCAUGGAGAACAAAUAUCGGUCAACAAUCACUUGUCAGCCAGAGCUAUACACAUUUGUGGCCAACAAAAUUAAAUAUAUUAGAUGGAUGUAGAACCUUCUUGUUCUUAUUUCUUCAA
Messenger RNA from Prosopis cineraria, 2620 nucleotides. RefSeq lists its product as uncharacterized. The transcript is spliced from 7 exons. Bases 228 to 2249 code for a protein of 673 amino acids. Gene Ontology annotation, molecular function: chromatin binding. Lineage: Eukaryota; Viridiplantae; Streptophyta; Magnoliopsida; Fabales; Fabaceae. The record is from RefSeq and is a predicted model, not a curated record.